ACUAAAAAGGUUGAUUGUGUAUCUACUCAUAAUAUACAUGAUACAAAAACCAAUGGCCAUUACUUGAAAGAUUUUCAAUUUAUUUUUAUUGAACUACCUAAAUUGUCUAGGAGUAAAGUAGAGCAAUUAAUAAAUAUAGUAGAGCAUUGACGCUUCUUUUUUAAGAAUGCAGAGGAUACCACUGAAACAGAUGUAAAAGCUAGCAUACGAUGGGUUAAAUGAGUUCCGUUGGAAUGAAGAAGAUAAAAUAGCGUAUGAAGAAAGAGGAAUCUAAUGAAUCUACAGAAAGACAAAGCCAUCCUUGAAUAC
This is a messenger RNA of Brugia malayi, 309 nucleotides long. NCBI's taxonomy places the organism in Eukaryota, Metazoa, Nematoda, Chromadorea, Rhabditida, Onchocercidae. The record is from the annotation of a RefSeq genome assembly.